Molecule: messenger RNA, 1667 nt
Organism: Ochotona princeps (American pika)
Lineage: Eukaryota; Metazoa; Chordata; Mammalia; Lagomorpha; Ochotonidae
Gene: CDCA7L
Product: cell division cycle associated 7 like
Exons: 10
Coding region: 229-1560 (443 amino acids)
Biological process (GO): regulation of DNA-templated transcription
Cellular component (GO): nucleus
Source: RefSeq, a predicted model, not a curated record
GGCCGAGGUCCCCGGCUGCAGGCCCCGGCAAGGCGGCGCCGAGUGGGCGGCGCGCGGCGCGCUCCCCCGCGCCCCCGGCGCCCAGUGCGCCCCUCCCCUGGGCCCGCCCCAGCUCCGCCCGCCGGGCAGCGGGGCUGCGGGGGUGUUCGGCGAGCGCCGGGGCCCGUGGCCAGCCAGGCUCCCGCGUGGCCGCGUGCUAGGAGGCGACUGGCGUCCGGUUUAGGAAGAAUGGACGUGGCGACUAGCUCUCAGGUCCCUAAGGAAGUGGGUGACAUCUUCAACGCCCCCAGCGACGAGGAGGAGUUCCUGGGCUUCCCAGAUGAGCUUCCCAUGGAAAGCCUCUCAGCAGAGGGGAGCUGCGACAGCUUGGACUCGCUGGAGCCCCCGGCGCAGGAUGUGCGUUUCCGCUCCCAGUACUUCACGGAAGAGCUGAGAAGGAUUUUUGUCGAGGACACCGACUCGGAGGACUUUGAGGGCUUCACGCAGAGCGACGUGAGCGGGAGCAGCAGCAUAGAGCUGGGGGCCUCGGAUGUGAGUGAAGACAGCACAGCGUCUGUGAUGAGUGAGGAGGAGGAGGAGGUCUCCCGGCACAGGCGCAGGUCUGGGAGAAAUAGCGUUGGCCUCCGAGUGGCCUUCCAGUUCCCCACCAAGAAGCUGGUCAGUCAGCCCAACGGGAACCCCUCGUGCCCCAGCCCCCGCCUGCAGGACAAGCAGCUGGCGGCUCGCAGGCAGGGCAGGGAUGGGAAGGAAGACAUGGCCUCGGAGUCCGAGGACGAUGAUGACGACGUUGGUGGCGGGGGAGACGAGAGCCAGGAGGCUUCAGAUGCACUGCGCAAGAGGAACCUGAACAUCAAGGAGAACAAGGCCGUGCUGGCUCGCUUAUUGGCAGAACUGGACUCGAUGCCCGAUUUCUUCCCGGUUCGGAGCCCAGCUUCGGCCUCUAAAAAGAAACCGCCGACGAGGCGUGCGUUGUCUGCUGGACAGCUUCCCAGGCGCACAAACCCGGCCCGCAGCGCACGGCCCCCGGAGCGCUUUGCCCUGGAGAACUUCACUGUCUCCGCCGCCAAGUUCGCAGAAGAAUUUCACAAUUUCAGGAGGAGGAAGACCGUUAAUAGGGGCAGGUGCCGGGGGUACAGGCAGCGGCACCGAGCAUCCUCCUUCCGGGCCGUGGAGGACAUCACCGAAGAGGACUUGGAAAACGUGGCCAUCACCGUUCGUGACAAGAUCUAUGACAAAGUGCUGGGCAACACUUGCCAUCAGUGCCGGCAGAAGACCAUCGACACCAAGACGGUGUGUCGCAACCAGGGCUGCGGCGGCGUGCGGGGCCAGUUCUGCGGGCCCUGCCUGAGGAACCGCUACGGCGAGGACGUGCGAUCGGCGCUGCUUGACCCGGACUGGAUGUGCCCUCCUUGCCGCGGGAUCUGUAACUGUAGUUACUGUCGCAGGCGUGACGGCCGCUGUGCCACGGGCAUCCUCAUUCACUUGGCCAAGUUCUACGGCUACAAUAACGUGAAGGAGUACCUCGAGAGCUUACAGAAGCAGCUGGCAGAGGACAGUUAAGAGAACAGAGCUCCAGCCACACGUCGGCACGCACUCCAGGAGCCACACAUACUGUUUGUGCCUCUGACUUUGGACAGUUGUGUUUUUAUACAAAAAUUCUUUGUCCA